AUGCUCCCUAUUACCGCCCUCGUUCUUUUACUCCCCGUCGUAUUAUGGCGAGUCUUAAGGCCAAAACGGCUUCCAUUGCCUCCAGGGCCACCGAAACGAUUCCUCACCGGAAACCUCCACCAACUGCCGAAGACCAAACAAUGGCUCACUUACGCUGACUGGGCCAAGACCUAUGGGCCAAUAAUGACACUCCAAAUCUUCAACCGCACGACUAUCAUCCUCACCUCUGCCAAGGGUGUUUUGGACUUGCUCGAUUCGCGUGCUUCCAUAUAUUCCGACCGACCAAGGUCAUGGAUGCUGCACACACUCGCUGGCCAGGACGCGUCAAUGUUCGGGCUGUCGUCGCGCGAUUUGCGGUUCCCCCGUUAUCGAAAGAUGCUUGUUGCUGGAUUGAAUAAACGAUCCGUCACGAAAUACCGUCCAGAGUUGGAGAAUCGGCUGAAGGGGCUGUUGAGGGGCCUUGCAGAGAAUGCGAACGAUUUCGAGUCGUUGUUGACGACAUACACGGGUGGAAUAGCUUUGAAGGCCGGUUUUCGACUCUACUCUAUUGCGUAUGGCUACGACGUUGUUGAGCCAGCGGAGAAUGACUAUUUUGUCCAACUCAUCGACAAGGCGGACAGCGCCAUGCCCACACUCGUUCAACCAUUCUACUUUGUGGAGGUCUUCCCAUUCCUACGAUUUCUGCCGAAAUGGUUCCCCACUGCGACCUUCCAUCGCAUCGCCCUGGAGAAAAAGAAGAUCCUCGAUGCAAUGGUCUACGUUCCGUACGAAUGGGCUAAGAAAAAGCUGGAAACCAGCCCUUCCGAGCCGUCCUUCUUCUCCCAACAUUUCUUGGAUGAAGACGAGAAAAAGACCAGCCAAGAAGACGCCGACAACUUGAUGUGGACGUCAGGCGCCAUCUACUCUGGCGGCGCUCAUACCACAUCAUCUGCACUCACAUCAUUUUUCCUCCUCAUUUCGACACACUCUGAGAUUCAGAAAGCAGCCCAAGCUGAAAUCGAUCGUGUGGUUGGUCGCGGCCGCCUCAUCAACUCGGACGACAAGACAUCGUUACCAUACAUCAAUGCGCUCAUCAAGGAAGUUCUUCGCUGGGCACCAGUCGCACCAAUGGGUCUACGGCACAGUGUUACCCAGGACGAUAUUUAUGAGGGCUACCUAAUCCCGAAGGGCAGUAUGAUCAUCUCGAACAUCUGGGCUGUCACCCAUGAUGCCGAACUAUACUCAGAACCAUUUGUCUUCAACCCAUCCCGCUUCCUGGGCGACAAACAGCAACGCGAUCCAUUCGAUUUUGUCUUCGGUUUCGGUCGCCGCGUGUGUCCUGGCGCGACUCUUGCCGAAGAAACAAUCUUCCUUGCGAUUGCAAACUGCCUUUCGCUCUUUAAUAUUUCCCAAGCGCGCGACACGGCUGGCCAGGAGAUUGACCCGAUGCAGGGUUUAGAUUGGCGGACUGGGCUGGUUACGCUUGCGCUCAACUUCAAGUUUAGUUUGACGCCAAGGUCGCCUGAUGCGCUCGACGCGAUUGGAUUGUAA
This is a messenger RNA of Mycena indigotica, 1530 nucleotides long. RefSeq names its product Cytochrome P450. The transcript is spliced from 9 exons. Gene Ontology annotation, molecular function: oxidoreductase activity, acting on paired donors, with incorporation or reduction of molecular oxygen; heme binding; iron ion binding. NCBI's taxonomy places the organism in Eukaryota, Fungi, Basidiomycota, Agaricomycetes, Agaricales, Mycenaceae. Bases 1 to 1530 code for a protein of 509 amino acids. The record is from RefSeq and is a predicted model, not a curated record.